AUGUCUUCCUCUGUACUACACCAGUGCCCGCACUGCGGGCAUACGUCUGACAUAUCCAAUUCUCUCGCAGCCUUUAUUGAGAACCCCUACUGUAAACAGUGUGGUCUAUCUGCAUCUGAAAGCGACCAGAAAAUGCAAGAUGACCUGGCAGAUUUGUUUGAUAGACAAAUGACUAUGGCACAACUUCAUACUACGAAUAAAGAUGAAGCUACAUUCCCAUCUCAAGUGCCACCAAUCUCCUACUCCAUUACCCAGCACUAUCAUCACUCGGCCCACAAAGUCACCCCAAGCAUUCCUAUCCAGUCUAGCAUUGAUGUUCUGAGGCAUCAUGGUCUCGAUCCAAGCACCAUGACAACCAGUCAAUUGAACCUCUUUGACAACGCCGACAUGGAGCAGAGAGAGCGACUGAUCCAGACAUGGCGACUCUAUUCACAGCUCUCAGACAACACCCAGUAUCAUACAAUGCAUGACUUUGUCAUGGAUGACAAUGAAGAUGGGAACCCCGACGCUGAACCCUACAUGAUAUCUGGCUAUGAGACCAUUGCCACUGGAGCCGCUCACUCUCUUCCCAGUAACCUCACAAAUGACCUCCCGAAAGAGCCAACUACAGGAGAGCCAUACACUGGUUCAAAGGACCCUGUAUAUCAGGGUCAGCAGUGGUGGGAGUUGACAAACGCUGGCCCGAUGGAAUCCCAUUACGGGGCAUUUGAACAAAUGAGGCGUUAUUCUGGUUACACUUAG
Molecule: messenger RNA, 741 nt
Organism: Penicillium antarcticum
Lineage: Eukaryota; Fungi; Ascomycota; Eurotiomycetes; Eurotiales; Aspergillaceae
Exons: 2
Coding region: 1-741 (246 amino acids)
Source: RefSeq, a predicted model, not a curated record